Molecule: messenger RNA, 2337 nt
Organism: Morchella importuna
Lineage: Eukaryota; Fungi; Ascomycota; Pezizomycetes; Pezizales; Morchellaceae
Exons: 4
Coding region: 1-2337 (778 amino acids)
Biological process (GO): dephosphorylation
Molecular function (GO): phosphatase activity
Source: RefSeq, a predicted model, not a curated record
AUGGAGCAUAUCCGGGUCGCUAAAGUCGAAGAGGUGACAAUCCUACACCGUGGUCAACCCACCGUUGGAACAAUCCACCUCACCCCUCAUCACCUCAUCUUCCGAGCAAAUCCUGAUGAAGAAUCAAAUACACGGCCUACCGAGAUAUGGAUAACAUAUCCUAUUAUCGCCAAUGUUUACCGCAAUCCCCCGAGUGCCGGUUCACAGGCUCACAUUAGACUUAGAAAUCGUGAUUUCAUGUUCUUAAUGUUGCAGUUUCGUACGGAUAGGGAGUGUAGAGAAGUCUUCGAGAGCAUAAAGUCUUUGUCAGUUGUGAAGAGUGUGGAGAAGCUCUAUGCUUUCUUCUAUACCCCUGGGUCCCCAGAAAGAAAGCACAAUGGAUGGGCAGCUUACGAUCCACGGAAGGAAUAUGAAAGAAUGGGGGUUGGUACGGAUAAGUGUAAAGGCUGGAGGAUCUCAAGGAUUAAUAAAGACUACGCUUUUUCACCGACAUAUCCUCAAUUAUUGGUAGUCCCAGCAACUAUAAGUGAUACGACACUGUCUCACGCCAAAAACUAUCGAUCUCGUGCCCGGAUACCCGUACUAACAUACCUGCAUCCCCUCAAUAACUGCUCAAUAACUCGUUGUGCACAGCCCUUGACUGGAGUCCGCGGAAAUCGCAGCAUUCAAGAUGAAAAGCUUGUCGCAGCUAUAUUCGCGUCGUCGCAGCCUCAAAAUGCGUCACAAACCCCCGCAUACCUCACCACGUCUACCCCAUCCCCCAACGGUUCCUCGACCAACCUCUCCAGCUCAUCCUCCGUAGAUAAUGGUGUGGAUUCCAUAACUUCGGAGCCGGUAGUUGCAGAAGGACGUGUUUACGGAGCACAGCAACACAACCUCAUAGUCGAUGCUCGCCCAACAGUUAACGCCUACGCCAUGCAAGCCGUUGGAAUGGGUAGUGAAAAUAUGGACAAUUACCGACAUUGCUCCUCGCCUCCCUGUACCAAAACUUAUCUCGGUAUCGACAAUAUACAUGUUAUGCGAGAUUCACUAGCAAGAGUUGUAGAUGCGAUCAAGGAUUUUGAUAUAUCCCCACUAAGCCCUAAUAAGGAGCUCCUCGUGCGAUCCGGUUGGCUUAAACAUAUCGGUCUUAUGCUUGAUGGGACUUCAAUUAUUGUCCGUCAGAUUGCAGUCGAGCAUAGCCAUGUUCUUAUUCACUGUUCCGAUGGGUGGGAUCGAACCUCUCAACUAAGCUCACUCGCACAGAUAUGCUUAGACCCCUAUUUUCGUACCAUCGAUGGCUUUAUCGCUCUUGUGGAGAAGGAUUGGGUUAGUUUUGGUCAUCGUUUCCGUGACCGUUGCGGCUUCCUUGGAUGUGAUAAAUGGUUUGUCGAAACCAACCGAAAUGCACCACCCACAGUUGAAGAGGGCUCUCUUGCCGAUGAGGACCCGCUCCAGCGCACUACCAGCAUCGGUUCUUUCACCCCUACUGGGGGGUUCGGAGAAGCUCUCGAAAAGGGCUUUGGGCAGGCCAAAAACUUCUUUAAUACCGUCAACCGUUCUUCUUCCUCUGCUACCGAUAAUAACGACAGUGAUCCUGAUUCUUUAAACAUUGAUCGUAAGACCAAACUUGCAAACCUUGCAUCCACCCCUAUACACGUUACAAAGCCAAAAGAGGUAUCUCCAAUGUUUCAGCAGUUCUUGGAUGCAACCUAUCAACUUCUGUAUCAAAAUCCAACCAGAUUUGAAUACAAUGAGCGAUUCCUCCGACGGUUAUUGUACCACCUUUACUCGUGUCAAUAUGGAACGUUUUUGUUCAACAGCGAUAAGGAACGCGCUGAUGCACGGGUUAAGGAGCGUACUAGAAGUGUUUGGGAUUACUUUCUGGCGAGACGGAACCAGUUUGCUAACCCUCUUUAUGAUCCCGGUGCUGAUGGGGUUGAGAGAGAGCGAGAUGUCGGUGGUGGGAGGGUGUUGUUUCCAAGAAGUGGAGGAGCGGUUAGAUGGUGGGAAGAGGUGUGGGGUAGAGAUAAUGGGGAAAUGAAUGGUAGUGAGAACGCGCUGAAUAUUGGAGUUAUGGGAAUGGAGGAGAGGUCUCGUACUCCUAUAUCACCUGGUGAGGCAGGUACGGGAGCUGCAGCUGGUACAGCAGGGAGUGCAGGUUCGAUCGGUGGAGCUGCGGAUUCUGGAGUUGCGACGAGUAGUGGACUUGCAGCCGGAAUAGGUGUGGGCGUUACGGGAGUUGCAGGACGUUUAGGUGGCGUCGUUGAAGGAGUUAAAGGAUUGAGCAUCUCACCUGCAAGAUCUGAUUCAACAAGUGAAAGGAGAAGAACACCUGUGGAAGUGGAGAUGAUGUGA